This is a messenger RNA of Miscanthus lutarioriparius, 552 nucleotides long. NCBI's taxonomy places the organism in Eukaryota, Viridiplantae, Streptophyta, Magnoliopsida, Poales, Poaceae. The record is from the annotation of a GenBank genome assembly.
AUGGCGUGCCGCGCACUUGCCCUCCGCUCCAUGCUCCUACCCGACCCGCUCCACCGCCUCCCGGCCGCGGCGGCGCCUGUUGGGAGGGCGCCCCGCGGCGGCCGCCGUCCGCACCUCCGCUGCUGCUCCGGCGGCGGCGGCGGCGGGGACCCCGGGCAGCCGCCGCAAGAAGCUGUGCUAGAGGCCAUAUCCAAGAUAGCAAGGUCUAAAGGAAGGGUUGCUCUCACAACAAAUAUGGUCAUGGGUGGUACUGUGACGGACGAUGCAAGUGAUGAAUGGCUUGUUCUGGAUCAGAAGGUAAAUUCCUACCCCACAGAUAGAGGAUUUACAGCAAUUGGCACUGGAGGUGAUGAUUUUGUCCAGUCAAUGGUAGUUGCUGUUGAAUCUGUUCUUCAAGAAUCCAUUCCCAAGGGUCGGGUAUCUCAAAAAUUAUCUUCAAGAGGAAAAUAUGUUUCUGUAAACAUUGGACCAAUUCGUGUUGUUUCUAGUGAGCAGGUCCAAGCUGUGUAUCGUGCCAUGAGAAGAGAUAACAGGAUGAAAUACUUCUUAUGA